Hydractinia symbiolongicarpus is the source of this 2254-nucleotide messenger RNA. RefSeq names its product xyloside xylosyltransferase 1-like. NCBI's taxonomy places the organism in Eukaryota, Metazoa, Cnidaria, Hydrozoa, Anthoathecata, Hydractiniidae. The coding region runs from base 288 to 1373 and encodes 361 amino acids. The record is from RefSeq and is a predicted model, not a curated record. Gene Ontology annotation, molecular function: UDP-xylosyltransferase activity. The transcript is spliced from 2 exons.
UAGAUUUAUCUAUUUGACUAGCUCUCCUGUUAGGUUAGAUUAUUGCAUUAUUUAUACUCUAGUCAAUUUAUUUUUGUAAAACGUUUUUUUUUGUAAUGUAACUUAACAAAUAAAUGUAUUUACUUACUUACUUACAUUAAGGCUGUUUUCCAAAUAAAAAUUAAAGAAUCCUCUGUUUUCAUAAAAAAAAAGUCCUGAGUUAUCUAUCUAUUGAAGUUCUGCUGAAAUUUUAUCAGACAUUAAUAAUUUGAAAAACACACCCAUUUAGAUUAUAAUAAAUUAUUUCUAUGGGAUGGAAGAGAUUAAUUAUUGUUAGAAACAUGAUAAUACUUGUGAUGGUAAUGCUGAUUCUGUUAUAUUCACAUGAAAUAUCAAAAUCUUUUUCUGCAGCAUUGGAAAAAAGUGAAGAAACCAUAAUAAACUUUGGUGAACUUCAACAUUAUUCGCACACUGUUGUUACUAAUGUCACCCAAAAGUGCAACAAAUCAAUCAACAUCCUUAUCCAGUUUGUCAAUGCUAAGGAAAAUAGAAAACUUCAGAAGAACUUAUUCAACUUUUUAGUAUCUCUCUUGAGUCGAACACGUUGUCACAUCACACUUUACAUCACAAGUGAUAAAGAUGGAAAAGGCAUUGCUGAAGCAAUAUUUUCAACUUUUCAAAAAAGUUUUACUUUAUUAGUCUUACCAAAAAGGAUUUAUUUAGAUAUUUCUGUGCUGGCAAAACAGUUAGUUCAUGUAAUAAAACCGUUACAGGAACUGUUCAGUUCAAAUGCAAAUGCUUACUACAAAAACGUCCUGUUCUUUAUUCCAACAGCUAUUCAUCGUGUUCUUCCCCCUAAACUCUCCAAGAUAAUCAUGUUAGAUAUCGAUUUGCAGCUGCGUGUAGACAUUAUGGAUUUGUUUGCAUUCUUUGAGUUGAUGAAUGCUACUCAAAUUAUUGCAAUUGCACAAGAACAGCAACCUGUUUAUUGGCAUAUUACGUGGGACUAUAGAGAAAACAAUCCUGGCACGUUGAUUGGAGCACCCCCACCACAUGGAUUAACAGGUUUUAACAGUGGUGUGAUGUUAAUGAACUUAGAUGCGAUGAAUAAUAGCAAACUUUAUAAUACCUACUUAGAUGACAAGGUAAAGCUUGCCCAACUUGCAUUGAAAUAUAGUUAUAGAGGUCACUUGGGUGAUCAAGAUUUUUACUCACUUCUAAGUUUUGAGCAUCACGAAUUGUUUUAUGUUUUGCCAUGUCAAUGGAAUCGACAGUUAUGCGAAUGGUGGCGGCAUAAUGGAUAUGGUGAUAUAUUUGAUCAAUAUUUUAAUUGCUCUCAACCGUAUCACAUACUGCAUGGGAAUUGUGACACCCCUAUUCCUUCAAAUUUUUGAGAACUGUCAAUACUAUUUGAACUAGUUUUGUGAAAUACUAGUAAAAAAGAAAGUUUUUUUCUUACCCUUGGGUUUUGUGAGAUUCUUCUCAGAAUCUCAAUAUUUAUAUUUCUAAAUUUUUACAUGUUAUAUAAGUCUGGAUUUUUUAAUUUGUUUGCUUUUUUUACAUUUAUGUAUUUUGCAUUUAUAUAUAUGCCCUAAUUAUUUAUAGAAAUUUUUGUACUCAAAUAAACAUGUGUUUGCCAAAAAUCAUCUUUACCAUCUUUCAAUUAGCAAAUCUUCACUUCUUCUAAUAAAUCAGCUAUCGUUUUGACAAGAAUAUUCAUUUAUUUAUUUAAUCAUCUUUUAUUUAUUCUUAUUUAUUUUACAAGGUUUGUAUUUUAAGUUUAGGUGCGGGUAUUGUGGCAGCUUAUCUGAAUUGAAAACUAAAUUUUUAAGCCUAAGUACCAAGAGCCAUUUAGUGCUUAAAAUUAGCCAAAAAAAACAUCCGUGUAAAAUGUGUAAACAGACUAUUUCCUCAUUAAUUUUUAUUUUUUAUGCACAUAUGCAUAGUUUACAAACUUAGAUAAAUGGAGUAAUUCAUUGUCUGACCAAAGUCAUGCAAGGCUCCUGACACCCAGCAUACUUGCAACACUUAAAAGGAUUAGAAAUUUGUUAUAUAUUAUUAUUAUGAAGUGUAAGAUAUUUGAAUAUAUUAAGGAUUUUAUACUUUAUUCAUUGUAAAUAUUUCUCGUUAAAUUUUUGUACUAACUCUUAAAAUGGUAAAUGUAAUUUAAAACAGAAGUUAAUGUUACCAUAGUCCUUACAUUACAUACAAUGAAAAAAUUUGCAAUCUUUGAUUUAUUAUAUACAAGAAAACUUUAACAACUUCAUAGUAACAA